Messenger RNA from Verticillium dahliae VdLs.17, 1146 nucleotides. RefSeq names its product pre-mRNA-splicing factor slt-11. The coding region runs from base 1 to 1146 and encodes 381 amino acids. The record is from RefSeq and is a predicted model, not a curated record. The transcript has 2 exons. Gene Ontology annotation, cellular component: U2-type catalytic step 2 spliceosome; U2-type catalytic step 1 spliceosome; Prp19 complex. Gene Ontology annotation, molecular function: pre-mRNA binding; U6 snRNA binding. Lineage: Eukaryota; Fungi; Ascomycota; Sordariomycetes; Glomerellales; Plectosphaerellaceae.
AUGCCGCCUCAGAUCAAACAGGACCUCAACCGCUCUGGUUGGGAGUCUACUGACUUUCCGUCCGUAUGCGAAAGCUGCCUUCCCGACAACCCAUAUGUUAAGAUGCUGAAGGAAGACUACGGCGCCGAGUGCAAACUUUGUACGCGACCCUUUACCGUCUUCAGCUGGAGCGCCGACAGCGCCCACGGUCGCAAAAAGAGGACGAACAUCUGCUUGACGUGCGCACGACUCAAGAACUGCUGUCAGACAUGCAUGCUCGAUCUCUCCUUCGGCCUACCAAUCGUCGUUCGAGACGCUGCCCUGAAAAUGGUGGCACCCGGUCCCUCCUCCGACAUCAACAGGGAGUACUUUGCGCAAAAUAACGAGCAAGCAAUCGAAGAGGGCCGCGCUGGCGUCGAAGAGUAUGAGAAGACUGACGAAAAGGCGCGCGAGCUCUUGCGCCGACUAGCGACAAGUAAGCCGUACUUCAGGAAAGGCAAGGCCAUCGAGGGUGCGGACGCGGGGGGCCAAGGGGGGUCAUCUAGAGGGGGAGACCCUGCGGUAGGUGCCGGCGUGGGCGGUGCUGGUCCGAUUCGCACCGGGGACUCGAGAGCCGCGGCUGCGGCAGGCGCCGGGCCUGGAGGCAGAGCGAAACAGGCGUUUCCCAGUGCUGCGCAGCUGCCUCCCGGCCCUCAGGACUGGAUGCCACCUCAAGAUAAGAACAUCAUGUCGCUCUUUGUCACGGGUGUCGAGGACGACCUGCCAGAACACAAGAUCAGGGACUUCUUCAAGGCCCAUGGCAAGAUCAAGAGUUUGAUCUGCUCACACAUGUCGCAUUGCGCCUUUGUCAACUACGAAACGCGCGAAGGUGCCGAGAGGGCUGCAGCAGAGUGUAAGGGGCGCGCCGUCAUUGCAGGUUGUCCGCUCAGGGUCCGUUGGGGUGUGCCCAAGGCCAUCGGUACCAUGGACAAGGAGCAGCGCGGACAUAUGCUCAGGGAUGGUCGCCAGAUACAGGGAGGGGCGAGAAAAGCAGGGCAGCAGGGUGGCCAGAAGCAGCUUACGGGCGGCGGAGGCGCAGACGAGGGCGAGAGCAGCCACGGCGCAGUCGCGGCGCCUCCUCCCGGAGCCGACGACGGGCCCCAGUAUGCCAGUCUGGCGGGCGAGUGA